This is a messenger RNA of Arabidopsis lyrata subsp. lyrata, 1630 nucleotides long. RefSeq names its product flotillin-like protein 1. NCBI's taxonomy places the organism in Eukaryota, Viridiplantae, Streptophyta, Magnoliopsida, Brassicales, Brassicaceae. Gene Ontology annotation, cellular component: plasma membrane raft; plasma membrane. The record is from RefSeq and is a predicted model, not a curated record. The coding region runs from base 58 to 1470 and encodes 470 amino acids. The transcript is spliced from 2 exons. Gene Ontology annotation, biological process: protein localization to plasma membrane.
AAAGUCUUCUAAAUCAUUUGGGAGAAAAGUCCCAAAUCAUCAAAUCAAAUCCUAAAGAUGUUCAAAGUUGCAAGAGCGUCACAGUAUUUGGCGAUCACCGGUGCUGGUAUCGAAGACAUAAAGCUUUCGAAGAAGUCAUGGGUGUUUCCAUGGCAAUCUUGCACCAUCUUCGAUGUUUCUCCGGUGAACUACACUUUCAAAGUCCAAGCCAUGAGUGCAGAGAAGCUUCCUUUUGUUCUCCCUGCUGUUUUUACGAUUGGUCCUCGUGUCGAUGACGAUGAAGCGCUGAUUCUGUACGCUAGGUUGAUUUCUCCUCAUGAUAAAGAAUCUAAUCAUGUUCAUGAGCUUGUUGAAGGUGUUAUUGAAGGAGAGACUCGUGUUCUUGCUGCUUCCAUGACUAUGGAAGAGAUCUUUAAAGGGACAAAGGAGUUUAAGAAGGAAGUGUUUGAUAAGGUACAAUUGGAACUAAAUCAGUUUGGUUUAGUAAUCUACAAUGCCAAUGUGAAGCAGCUUGUUGAUGUGCCUGGACAUGAAUACUUCUCUUACUUGGGUCAGAAAACCCAAAUGGAAGCAGCAAAUCAGGCGAGGAUCGAUGUGUCUGAGGCCAAGAUGAAGGGAGAGAUCGGUGCCAAGGAACGGACUGGUCUUACCCUCCAGAACGCAGCGAAGAUUGAUGCGGAAUCAAAGAUCAUAUCGAUGCAGAGGCAAGGAGAAGGGACAAAAGAAGAGAUAAAAGUAAAGACUGAGGUUAAAGUGUUUGAGAAUCAGAAGGAGGCUGAUGUAGCUAAGGCCAAUGCCGAGCUAGCGAUGAAAAAAGCUGCUUGGACCAAGGAUGCUCAGGUUGCUGAGGUUGAAGCAACCAAAGCAGUGGCUUUGAGAGAAGCUGAGCUUCAAACUCAGGUCGAGAAAAUGAAUGCAUUGACCCGAACCGAGAAGCUUAAAGCCGAGUUCCUUAGUAAAGCCAGUGUUGAGUAUGAAACCAAGGUUCAAGAAGCAAAUUGGGAACUAUACAACAAGCAGAAGCAAGCAGAGGCGGUUCUAUAUGAGAAACAAAAGCAAGCCGAGGCACAGAAAGCGCAAGCAGACGCAUCAUUCUACUCAAAGCAGAAAGAAGCAGAGGGACUUGUUGCCUUAGCUAGUGCUCAAGGGACUUAUCUAAGAACCCUCUUAGACGCUGUUCAGAAUGACUAUUCUUGUCUUAGAGACUUCUUGAUGAUUAACAAUGGUAUUUAUCAAGAGAUCGCUAAGACUAAUGCGAUGGCGGUUAGAGACUUGCAGCCCAAGAUUAGUGUUUGGAACCAUGGUGGAGAACAGGGUGGUGGUAGUGGGAAUGCUAUGAAGGAUAUAGCUGGACUUUACAAGAUGUUGCCUCCGGCUCUUGAUACGGUUUAUGAGCAGACUGGGAUGAAGCCACCGGCUUGGAUCGGUACUCUAGGCGAUGUGGAACCGAAGCAAGUGACGCGAAACUGAGAGGUUGAGGUUUGGAUAGUGGCAUGGUUUGGUUAUUUACUUGUGGUUGAAGAUACAUCCUUGUCCUUGAGAAUGUAAAUUUUUAUUUUUUAAUCCCGUUGGAAAAAACUUGGCUUAUUCUGAAAUGUUUUUUUGAAGAGUUUUAUUUUUUUUUUCUUAA